Messenger RNA from Humulus lupulus (European hop), 1215 nucleotides. RefSeq names its product peroxidase 15-like. The transcript has 4 exons. Gene Ontology annotation, biological process: response to oxidative stress; hydrogen peroxide catabolic process. Bases 8 to 1042 code for a protein of 344 amino acids. The record is from RefSeq and is a predicted model, not a curated record. Lineage: Eukaryota; Viridiplantae; Streptophyta; Magnoliopsida; Rosales; Cannabaceae. Gene Ontology annotation, molecular function: peroxidase activity; heme binding.
AAUAGGAAUGGGUACAAGUUUAUUGUACGUGGUUUUGAUUAUUGGAGGAAUAAUAUCUAGUUCAUAUGGUCAGCUAAGUCGAACAUUUUACGAUGAAACAUGUCCAGAUGUGACCAAUAUUAUCCAAAAUAUCGUUGCUGAUGUUCUCCACAACUCCGAUCCUCGAAUCGGUGCCAGCCUCAUUAGGCUUCAUUUCCACGAUUGUUUCGUUCAUGGUUGUGAUGGAUCGUUGUUGUUGGAUAAUGACACAGCAAAUGGAAUAGUGACUGAGAAGGAUGCUGGGCCAAACAUAAACUCAGUGAGAGGAUUUGAGGUUGUGGAUAGAAUCAAGGCUGCCUUGGAGGAAGCUUGCCCUGCUACUGUUUCAUGCGCUGAUCUUCUUACAAUCGCUUCUGAGCGAUCUGUUUUUCUGUCAGGAGGUCCACCAUGGACAAACCUAGUAGGAAGAAGAGAUGGAAGAAUAGCCAAUCAAACAGGUGCCAACAUCUUACUUCCAGCUCCUUUUGAAACCCUAGAUGUACUCAAGUCCAAAUUCUUGGCCAUGGGACUUGACUCCACUGACCUUGUUGCCUUAUCAGGAGCUCACACAUUUGGAAGGGCUCAAUGUGGAACCUUUAGGGACCGAUUAUUCAAUUUCAAUGAGACAGGGCUUCCUGACCCAACCAUAGACGAAAACUACUUAAUAUUACUACAAGAUCUAUGCCCUGAGGGAGGAGACGCGUCUGUGAUAACAAAUAUAGACCCCACCACACCAGAUCAGUUUGACAAAAACUACUAUUCAAAUCUCCAACAACUCAAGGGGCUGUUCCAAAGUGACCAAGAGCUGUUUUCAACCCCUGGAGCUGAUACCAUUGACAUUGUCAACAGCUUCAGUGCAAGCCAAACUGCUUUCUUUCGAAGCUUUGUGAGAUCCAUGAUCAGAAUGGGUAACCUAAGUCCAAUCACUGAUGGUGAUGGAGAAAUCAGACUGAACUGCAGAAAGGUUAAUGAUAUUGCUUCGGUUGGAUCAACUACUUCUGCUGCUUAUGUUUCCUCCAUCUAAUUUGAGAUCAAUAUUUGGUCUUGAUAUAUAUAUAUAAUUAUUAAUAAGAUGAUAUAUAUAUAUAUCAUUUAUUUAUAUGUAUGUGUGUGCAUGUGUUCACAUACAUAUAUAUGUUCUCAAUGUAUUUAAAUUUUUAUAUGUUUGUUAAUAAAUUAAUGAAUGAAUUGUCAUUA